AUGCCUUCCUCACCAUCCCGCACCAACCGCUUCCAAUCCUUCACCCCCCUCCGCAGCACCACCGGCUCCCUCCGCCGCCUCAAGACAGCCUUCAGCCCCACCCGCGGCGUCUCCAUGCGCUCCGCCUCCCCCUCCUCCAUCCUCACCUCUUCCUCCAUGACCUCCCCGCUCACGCGCAACUCGUCGCCGCACAGCCAGCGCUCCUCAUCGGGCUCGUCGCUGCGCGAGUUGCUUGCUGUGCGCCGCAAGCCCAGCGUCCUCGAGUUCGAGCUCGAGGAGGAGAAGCAUCUGUUUGAGCAGGGGCUGGAUGUCCUAGAGCCCAGGCCGAGUGCGGGCAGGGGGUCGAGUGAGGUGCUUGUUGUAGGCAUCUUUGAGGUGUUGGAUGGAAAGCGAUAA
Molecule: messenger RNA, 396 nt
Organism: Bipolaris sorokiniana ND90Pr
Lineage: Eukaryota; Fungi; Ascomycota; Dothideomycetes; Pleosporales; Pleosporaceae
Exons: 1
Coding region: 1-396 (131 amino acids)
Source: RefSeq, a predicted model, not a curated record